This is a messenger RNA of Lepus europaeus (European hare), 1766 nucleotides long. It is a transcript of the gene EMC10, whose product is annotated as ER membrane protein complex subunit 10. NCBI's taxonomy places the organism in Eukaryota, Metazoa, Chordata, Mammalia, Lagomorpha, Leporidae. Bases 30 to 818 code for a protein of 262 amino acids. The record is from RefSeq and is a predicted model, not a curated record. Gene Ontology annotation, cellular component: EMC complex. The transcript has 7 exons.
CGGCCCCGGGUCGGUGGGAACGGGCGGACAUGGCGGCGGCCGGCGCGGGGGCCACACGGCUGCUCCUGCUCUUGCUGUUGGCGGCAGCAGCGCCCAGCCGGGCCCGGGGCAGCGGCUGCCGGGCCGGGACCGUCGCGCGGGGGGCCGGGGUGGAAGGCCGGGAGGCCGAGGGCUGCGGCGCGGUGGGGCUGCUUCUGGAGCACUCCUUCGAGAUCGAUGACCACACGCACUUCCGGAAGCGCGGCUCUCUGCUCUGGAACCAGCAGGACGGCAGCCUGUCCCUGUCGCAGCGGCAGCUCAGCGAGGAGGAGCGGGGCCGCCUCCGGGACGUGGCAGCCCUGAAUGGCCUGUACCGUGUGCGGGUCCCGCGAAGGCCUGGAGCCCCUGACGGCGCCGAAGCCGGCGGCUACGUCUCCUCCUUUGUCCCUGCGUGCUCCUUGGUGGAGUCGCAUCUCUCUGACCAGCUGACCCUGCACGUGGACGUGGCCGGCAACGUGGUGGGGGUGUCGGUGGUCACGCACCCCGGGGGCUGUCGGGGCCACGAGGUGGAGGACGUGGACCUGGAGCUGUUCAACACCACGGUGCAGCUGCAGCCGCCCGUCACAGCGCCGGGCCCAGAGACGGCCGCCUUCAUCGAGCGCCUGGAGAUGGAGCAGGCUCAGAAGGCGCGGAACCCCCAGGAGCAGAAGUCCUUCCUGGCCAGAUAUUGGAUGUACAUCCUGCCCGUGGUCCUGUUCCUCAUGAUGUCCGGAGCGCCCGACGCCGGGGGCCAGGGCGGGGGCGCGGCCGCGGGCGGGGGCGGGGGCAGUGGCCGCUGAGCCCUGCGCGCCUCUGCCCCCCUGAGCGCCCUGCAAACGCCCGACUUCCAGCGUCUCCCGUCGUCCGGGAGGACCUGCGGCCGCGGCCCCGAGCCCCUGCACUGCUCUGGGCCGGAGAGUGGCUGACCGGGGCGGGGGAGGGUCCCCUCUGCCUGGGCGCGCCCCGCCUCCGUGCCUUCCUCCGUGUAGCCCGGCUCCUGUCCCGCCCAUCCCCAUGCAGCACUGGUCUGGCCGCUGGCCUCUCGUGGUGUCCCCGUCCCCCAGCACCUCAGCGCUGCCCUGGGUGGGCCAGGCCUCCCAGGGUGAACAAGAGGAGAUAAGGAAGCAGUCCUGGGCGCCCGUCCCCGCCCAGGUCCACCCCGUUCGAGGCUGGGGACUGCACUGUGGCACUGAGCCCUGUCCCCAGGCGCCCGCGGGCUCCGCCUCGGACGGAGUUGCUGUGGUCGAUCAGCAGCAAGUUCUUUAAAAAAAAGUUUUUUAUUUUAUUUGAAAGAGUGACAGGCGAGGUCUUCCAUCCGCUGCUGCGCUCCCAAAUGGCCCAACAGCCCGGGCCGGGGGUCCAGAACUCCAGCCAGGUCUCCCACUGGAUGGCAGGGGCCUGAGUUCUUGGGCCGUCUUCUGCUGUCUCCCAGGGGUGCAGUAGCAGGGAGCUGGAUUGGGAGUGGAGGGGCCAGGACUGGAACCAGGAGCUCCUGACGGCUGCGGCCACACCCAGGCGGGGUGUGCAGGCUCCCCUGGGUUGGGAAGAGCCAGUGUCCCAGCGCGGCCUCUUGCACCGGGCAGGCACCAGGACACUGCGACCCAGUGUGGCCCCGGGCACGGGCCACGGGCCCCACCUCUGCUCCCCCUUGCUGGGAGGAGACGCUCCCUGUGGACUUGACCCCGCCUUCCUCUGCCCCCACGCCCCGCCCCCCGGUGCAACCAUUAAAACCCUUGCAGUUGUGUGAA